UGGCGGAGGCAUUACGAAGGAGUUGUGCAUAUUAAAGCCUCUUAAAAGUGGUCACACCGCAGCGAUGACCUGUUUUGUUGACUUUAGCUAACAAUAGGUCUGCGUUGGAUACCCGAGCUAAGUAACCAAGACUAUUAGAAACGUUGGGAUACCUUUGGAAGAGGACCGUAAAACAUUACGACAUCCAGCUGAGCUUCCUGAACUGAAGUCAACUGCCCCAAAGCCGAGAAACACGGCGGGGAGAAGCUUUACGUUUUAGAACCUCUCUCCGGGGAAACUUUUGGCUAAUUUAAUCGGACUUUUGCAAUGUCUCUUAUUGACCAAAGCCAACAGUGGUUUCCUACGAGUGUCCAGGUAACGGUGCACCAAGCUCGGAACCUGCGAGUCAAGGGCAAGAAUGGCACCAACGACUCGUAUGCCAUCAUCCAGGUGGCCAAAGACAAGUUUUCCACCUCCGUGGCAGAGAAAUGUGUCGCUCCCGUUUGGAAGGAAGAGGCUUCCUUCGACCUGCCGCUCUUCCACCCCGGGAAUGCUGAGCGCUGUACGCUGUACAUCAUCGUGAUGCACCGUGCCCAGGUGGGGCUCGACAAGUUCCUGGGCCAAGCGGUGAUCAACUUACUGGAUCUUCAUGACAACAAGUCUCGCAAAAAGACAGAAUGGUUCAAGCUUGUGGACAAGAAUGGAAAGGAGGACAAGGUGCGAGGAGAGGUGCUCCUAGAUAUCCAGUUUAUGAGAAACAACAUGUCAGCAAGCAUGUUUGACCUUUCAAUGCAAGACAAACCGCGCUCCCGCAUCUCCAAACUGAAGGACAAAGUCCGCGGGAAGAAAAGGGACGGCUUCUCCGACUCUGCUUCAGCUAUUGUUCCCUCUGUCAGCCAGGUCCUCACAGACAGCGAAGGGGAGGCUGACGCACAGUCACUUAAUCAGACACCUGGGGCAAAAAAGAAAUCGAAGCUCAAAACCCUCUUUGCACCUAAAUCAAACCUGCAGCGCAACAUCUCACAGUCCAUGUCAACUCUGGGGACGCUUCCUGAAAAGAAUUCGUCCCUCAGUGGCAGCCGCUCGUCUGGCCUCAACGUGGACUCGCCCGAAGGUAAAAAGAAAUUCAGAUUCCUGGGACACAAGCGGACGGGCAGCUCCGACAGCAAGGUUUCUCUGGGAGGUUUCUCCCUCCUGGGCCGCUCCAAGCAGAGCAACAGUGACCUGAACAACCUCUGCAUCAAUGGCAACCACGUGUACGCUGAAGAGGCCGAGGCCAAGAGUGGAUCAACUCUCAGUUUGAACAGCUCAGGCCAAGGCUCUGUAGAGGAUGUCAGCAAACACACCUCUAAUGCCCCGGCAGAUUCAUCUGAUAAAGCUUUCCUGGAGCAACAGCACCAUCAAGAGGAGCUGAAAAGAAGAGAAGCAGAAGAAAAACGCAUUGCAGAAGCAAAGAGGCUGGAGGAAGAGGAGAAAUACAGGGCAGAGGCCAAGAGACUGCAGGAGGAAGAGCAGCUCAGGCAGCAAGAGGAACAGAAGAGGAGAAGACGCUUCCUGGAGGAUGAAGCAAAGAGGAAGGAAGAGGAAGAGCAGAAGGAGAAGAGAAAGAAGGAAGAGGAGCUGAAAGCCCUUGAAGCGGCUGAAAACCAGAGGCUUGAGCAAGAGCACAGAAGAGCAGAGGAGCAGAAGCGUCAGGAAGAGGCCUCCAUGAGCGACCGGCUCUCCUCCCUGUUUGGAAUGAUCAGGAAGAAGGAGGAGAAGAAGGAGGAGGCGCAGCACCAAAGCGCCGAGGAGAAGCGGCCCACCCCGGCCCCUCGCUCUGAGUCCAAAGGUCAACCUGCCUCCCACCUCUCCACAAACCCCUUCGAGGCCCCCCAGCCCACCAACCCGUUUGAAGACAGCUCCUGCAGCUCAGAUCAUCCAGUCGAUGACCAGAAAAACCGCCGCAACUCGCAGACCCCCUCUGCCACCGUCUUCCUGAGCCGAACUGCAAAGGUGUCGGCCGUCAAACCCAGAUUGUCUGAUAUUUCGGAGUCUGAACCCACUGACUGCCAGCCCCCCUCUCAGCUCUGUCCUCCCCCUGCCACCUCAGAGUCCACCUACCCCUGUGCUCCACCUGAGACCCCUGAUACUUUCUCCAGCCUACACUCAUUCCUAGCCCCUCCAAACAAAAGCCAAAGCCUAUCAGGCUCCCCUUGUGGCAGUACAGAUAAUUUGUCCCUUGUGGGAUCAGAAGAAUCUUCACCCACCAUGGCUGAUCAGAAGAGAAGAAUUCUCCUACCUCCCUCAUACAGUCUGAAUGGGACCAAGACUGAUGGAAAUCCGGUUCCGGUUAGGGAGAUAAAUAAUCCUGCAUAUGUAGAGAUGGACGGAUCGCAACAAGAGAGAAAACUGUCUCUGCCGCUGCCUGAUUAUGAAACAUUGUAUCCCCAAAAGAGACAUGGAGUGCAAGCUCACAGCCGGUGGGAACACAUAAUCGCAGAGGUCAAUCAGAGACACAGAGACACUCCACCUGAGCUCCUGGGUCCAGAGAUGAGCGUGGAUGGCCCAGAAGAACCAGCGCCACCUCCUCAACCGUCCACAAAGAAGGAUAGCCCUGCUGUUCAGGACACUAGACCUGUGUCAUCCAAAAAAGUAGCUGCCCCAGCUCCCCCGAAAGCAGCGCCCUCUCCACACCCUCGAUCGGCUGUAGAUUCCAGUCAGGGCAGUCAGAAGGUGGCUCCACGUUCUCUGAUGAAGCCAAGUCCAUCUGCAGUGCCAUCUUCUGCAAAACCUGACAUGUCAAACAGGGAGAUGUCCAGAGAUGGCGGAAGGACGGCGCUCCACCCUACAUCUGACCCGCCUACUCAAAGGCAGUCCAGCCAAACAGCUUUUGAGAAGGUGCAAGGCUCCCUGACCAUAGAAGCACCCACAGCCAAACCCAGGCAAAAGGUCAAAGAGCCCAAACAGCAAGAGGAUCCUGCUCUGAACGGUUACAUCCAAACCCCCUCCAGCUCCAACGUGAGCUGGCGGGACAAAAAGGCGGGAGAAGAGGAGGAUUCUGCAGGUUUGGAUCCAGUUCCCCUCGCAGACCCGUGGGCACAGGCAGAGCAGAGCCACAAAACAGACAACCUCUUUACCAGCAGGGUGCCAAAAGAGCCCAAACCCGAGGAGACCGGAAUGACGGCAGACGAUUUUGAUCAAAUCUUUAAUCAGGAAAAGUUUGCUGAUCCCUUUGCUGAUAUCAGUGGCUGGGAUUCCGCCCAACAGAGUGACAACUGGAAAAAGGAGGACGGCUCCAAACAAGCCAGUCCUGCUUUUCACAGGAAGAAUUCACAGAAAGGAAGAAAGAGCGUUCCGUCCUCGGCUCGCUCAGAUAAUAAGACUUUCAAGUCUCAGCAAGAAGCAGCAUUUAAAGAGGGAACCACCUCAGUCGCAGCAGUUCAAGGUCCCUUUGCAAAAGUUGUCGCCAAGGCAGCCGACACUCGUCCUCCCGCUGAUGUGAGAACACAAAGAAGUCUCUAUGGUGGAGAGGAUUCAUUCAGAGCCGAACCUCCUCGUUCUCCAGUGUCCUCAGAGCCUCUUCAGGCAGUUAUGGAGGAACCAUCACAGACAGGAAACCUGCCUGGGGGGAAGACCCUUUUGAGAGCGUGGGUGUCCCCCUCUGAAGCUCAGCCUGUCAGUGCCCAGAGUAGUAACGGGGCUGGACUGGCCUCAACGCCACGCAGGUGAGAUUGAAAGGCCUACCUUCAAAGUCUGCCUCUGUCGACUUUUACACUGGGGCCAGAUGAUUUGUCGGUGCUCAUCUUGGGUCAUUUUGGUCACACUGGGCUGUUGGCAUCUUCCCUGACAUCUGGAUAUAAUCAUGUACAAUCAGAAAUUUGGGGAAUGAAAUCAGUUUUAGGGUCCAUAUCAUGCUCAAUGACGAGAGAUCAUUUAAUUUUCAACACCAAACAGGUUCCUUACAUGUUGGUGUUGUCCCUCCGCUCACUUUAUGCCUGAAAUGCUUCGUUUUAGCUCCUGUUUAAAAAGCACUCCCCUCCAAGACGGCGGACUGUGAGACAACAGCUCCUUUUUCUGUUUGAGACCGGCUGAACGAGCAAAAGUCAGCAAACGUGUCAGUUAGAUGUUGUUGUGCACUGAAAAGAGCUGGACUGAAACUGAGGCAUGUCAGGCAGGUUAGGAGUCUUCUGAAGGCAGAAGGGAACCCUCGUGGUGUGGAAUUUGGGCUGUUACCUCUUCGCCUGGGGCUCUCAGUAUUCUUACUUUUAUUUUCUGUCGUUCUGUUCCUGUUGAUCCUUCCUACCUGCACUGAAACAUUAUGUUAACUCAUUUCAGGCCUCAUCCUGUGAAGCCCAU
Menidia menidia (Atlantic silverside) is the source of this 4317-nucleotide messenger RNA. NCBI's taxonomy places the organism in Eukaryota, Metazoa, Chordata, Actinopteri, Atheriniformes, Atherinopsidae. The record is from the annotation of a GenBank genome assembly.